Molecule: messenger RNA, 2347 nt
Organism: Tyto alba (common barn owl)
Lineage: Eukaryota; Metazoa; Chordata; Aves; Strigiformes; Tytonidae
Gene: WIPF3
Product: WAS/WASL interacting protein family member 3
Exons: 11
Coding region: 687-2099 (470 amino acids)
Molecular function (GO): actin binding
Source: RefSeq, a predicted model, not a curated record
UUUUAACCCUCGAGAUCGCCCCUCCGCUCCUUCCCCCCGCCUCCCAGCCACCUCCCCUGAGGGGAGGCGGGCGGCCGCCGUACCUGGCGGCCUCCGCUCGGGGAGGAGCGCGCCUCGCCGCCCCGGCCCCAGCGGCACCGACACCGGCAGCGGCCGCCGAGCAGUUUCUCCACCGGUGUAUGAAGCACAAACUCCCGUUUAUUUAAGAACGUGUGUUUGUAUCGUCAUCAUUAAAGACUUCAGUUCGCAUCCUUUGUACUGAAAGAGAAGCUCCAAGGGAGACGAGCGGGGGAACGAAUACAGCUUGACUCGGCGGUGGCAGUCCGAGCUGGGAUGGGUGACAGCACGUAGUCUUCUAUGGCAGAUCCCUGUGGAGCAGAGGAAGCUACGCCCUGAAGUAGUCGUGUGUAGGGACGUGAAGUCAUCUGCGCAGCUUCGCCUCUGCAGGGAGGCAGAGAGGGGAGGCAGCCCUUAGCUGGAUCAAGCCUGGUGGAAAUAGUCCAAGCUGAGGAGAACUUGGCUUAAAUGCAGGAUACUGUUACGUGCUGUGAGACAAUCCCACAGACCCCGUGUAGACAAAUGCUGCUUAAAAGUGCUUCAUCGGAUGUUAAAUGGAGAAGGAGUCCUCGAGGACAUAGACUUUGGCUAUAUUUUUCAUAACUGUGUGAAGCUAGAAAUCUUAACGGAUGCCUGUGCCACCGCCACCACCACCACCUCCUCCUCCACCGCCUCCACCACCUUCUGGAGGGCCCCCUCCACCACCACCUCUGGCAAGUUCAGAGGUACCAAAAUUGCGAAAGGAAGACCAAAAAGCACGGAACGCGCUCUUAGCUGAUAUCCAGCAGGGCACUCGCUUAAGAAAAGUGACUCAGAUCAAUGACCGCAGUGCACCGCAGAUUGAAAAACCCAAAGGAGCUAACAGAGAUGGAGUUAAUCCAGCCAUUAAUAAAGGUGCCUCUCAGCAGCCUCUGGGAGGUUUAUUUGCUGGUGGCUUUCCCGUCCUCAGACCAGCAGGCCAGAGGGACAUGACGGCUGGGAGGCCCGGGCAGCUCCCCGGGCUCCGAGCGGCGGCUCCCAAGGCCUCGGCCCCACCAAACAUCGGCGCUGCAAAGGCGAGCAGUAACCCCCCGCACCCAGCCGAAGGCCCGAGGGCAGCUGUGCCCCCCGAGCCUCCCUGCACCCCCCGAGCUGGGGCUGGGGCUGGGGCUGGGGAUGGCCCCGGCCGGCCCAGCCUGCCUGCCCCCCCUCCCCCGCCUCCUGCUUCCAGCAAACCUUCCCUCACCUUCCCUCCUCCUCCCCCUCUCCCCCCCCCAGCCGAGCGCCCUCCCAAGGGGGUCUCCCCCAACGCUGCCCCUCCGCCCCUGCUCCCCCCUCCUCAGGCUGACAAACCCACAAAGUAUCAAGCAGUUGCUUCGCACCCACCGCCUCCUCCUCCUCCUCCUCCUCCUCCUCCUCCUCCUCCCCCCCUGCCCCCUGUGCCCCCCUGCGGGUUUCCGAGCAGAACAAGCGAUUUCUCCGCUGCUGCUGCUUCCUCUGCCCCUGAGGGAAGGGACUGCCCGCCCCCCCCGCCUCCUCCUCCUCCGCCACCCGCGCACACCUUGGCUUCAACCAGGCUCUCCUUCCCGCCCCCCCCCGCCUUUAGCAGCAGCGCUGACGUGCCCCCGCCGCUGCCCCCCAAGUCUCCCCACUUGCUCUCGCAGUUCCAUAAGCCGAGCAGCAUUCAGUCCCUGCCGCUCCCUCCCACCCCCGGCCUCCCCCAGCCCGCAGCCGUGGCCGAGGCCAGGAAGAAGAGGCCCGGCCGAGGCGCAGGAACCGGUGCUGGGAAGCUGGUCACACCUCCACAGCCACCAGCAAGAUCGCCAACAACUGAACUUACAAGCAAGUCCGGAGUCUCAGCCUGGGCUACAGCUCAUGACCCCUACCCACCACUUAAAAAUGGAAAUAUGCACAUCCUUGAUGACUUUGAAUCUAAAUUUACUUUCCAUUCUGUGGAAGAUUUCCCCCCACCUGAUGAAUUCAAGCCAUUUCAGAAAAUAUAUCCCAGCAAGAUAGCUAGAGAUCCCUCUAAAAAUCCUCCACUAAGAACACAUGUGAGAUGAGAAGAGUCUUCGGAUGCUCUCUGGAUUAGUAUUAAAAAAGAACAUCUCAAUAAUAUAUAUAUAAAACUGAAGGGGUCCCCAUUACAUUGAUAAAGAUUAUAUUUGAAUUACAAGUUCUGCAAUGUUAACAUUUUUAUAAACUGGAAAAGUGAUGUAAAUGAUAAUUUUUGAACUGGCCUAUGUACUACAGGAAUGUUAGUACACACUUUUAAAUUACUGUAUAUAGGUGGAUAUUUUUUAAGUAAAGC